Molecule: messenger RNA, 1875 nt
Organism: Saxophila tyrrhenica
Lineage: Eukaryota; Fungi; Ascomycota; Dothideomycetes; Mycosphaerellales; Extremaceae
Exons: 5
Coding region: 1-1875 (624 amino acids)
Biological process (GO): transmembrane transport
Cellular component (GO): plasma membrane
Molecular function (GO): transmembrane transporter activity
Source: RefSeq, a predicted model, not a curated record
AUGAACGAAGAAGACCGCCGGAUGGAGGCGGAAGAACGAGAUGCGAGUCCAACACGCUUCUCAUCACAAGCAACCAGAACGGAACCAGUCGAAGAAGUCGAGCCAUCACCAGUCAACGGAAAGGAGAAGAGAGAGCGGCUGUCUCGUCAAGUCACGGCCAGCUCUACGUCCCAUUCUUCAACCGGAUCGAUACGACGACCCAGCAAUGCCGUCUCGCGCAUGACUACGCAGCAUGAAUUUGGUGACCUUGAAAGACAUCCAACUGCGCUUUCACGGAUACAGACCGGUCGGAGCCAGCACAGCCAUACCAUCGGGACAGGCAUUAGAAGUCGGACUUCGACCAGGCAGAGUAAGAAGCCUAUGCCAAAUUUUGGUGCGGGGAAGCCUUUUCCGCCACCAUUGCCGGAGCGUGAGGAAUAUGUGGUGGAAUUUGAUGGCCCUGAUGACCCGAUGCACGCACAGAACUGGCCCCUGAAGAAGAAGCUCGUAGUAGCGAUCGUCUUGGGCUAUGUCACUCUCACUGCUGCCUUCGGCUCCAGUAUCUUCUCUGCUGCGAUCCUGUCGGUAGCUGAGAAGUUCGAAGUUGGGCGUGAAGUGGGAGUCCUUGGUGUCUCUCUAUACGUCCUUGGGUUCGCGACUGGUCCACUCGUCUGGGCACCUGCGUCAGAACUAUACGGCCGCAAGUGGCCCAUCAUCAUCUCGUCUUUCGCCUUCAGCAUAUUCAAUCUGGCUGUUGCAGUCGCCAAGGACGUUCAGACAGUCUUCAUCUGCCGCUUCUUUGGUGGCUUCGCCGGCGCCUGUCCCCUGACUGUCGUAGGCGCGGUCUUCGCUGACAUGUUUAAUAAUAAGCAACGUGGACUCGCAGUCACCGUGUUUUCCAUGGCGGUCUUCGCUGGACCCUUGCUCGCACCAUUUAUUGGCGGCUUCAUCAACAUGUCCUAUCUCGGAUGGCGAUGGACAGAGUACAUCGCUGCCAUUAUGGGCUUUUUCGGGCUAGCGCUGGUCCUUCUAUUCCUCGAGGAGACGUACCCACCCAUCAUCCUCGUAGAAAAAGCUGCGGACCUUCGCAGACGGACGAAGAACUGGGGCAUCCACGCCAAGCAGGAGGAGAUUGAAAUCGACUUCCGUGAACUCGUUGAGAAGAACCUGAGCCGGCCGAUGAGGAUGCUGAUAUCAGAGCCCAUUGUUCUCGCGCUUUCCAUCUACAUGGCCUUCGUGUAUGGCUUGCUGUACUUGUUCCUCUCGUUCUACCCCAUCGUCUUCCAAGGCAUCCAUGGCUUCAACCAGGGCGUCGGAGGGCUUCCAUUCUUCGGCAUGAUCUGUGGAGAGUUCCUUAGCGGGGUCUACAUCGUUAUCCUCCAGCCCUCAUACAACCGCAAGCUAGCGGCCAACAACAACAUCCCAAUCCCCGAGUGGCGUCUUCCUCCGGCCAUCGUUGGCGGCGUGUCCUUUGCGAUUGGUCUUUUCUGGUUUGGCUGGACGGGCUACAGGCAGGACAUCCAUUGGAUCGCUCCUACUCUGUCAGGGCUCUGCACUGGCUUCGGCAUCAUGAGCAUAUUCCUGCAAUGCCUGAACUACCUGAUUGAUGCGUAUCUGAUGUUUGCCGCCUCCGCUAUCGCAGCCAACACCUUCCUGAGAUCGCUCGCCGGAGCCGGGUUCCCGUUAUUUGCCACGCAAAUGAUUGAAGGCAUGGGUGUCCAAUGGGCAGGGACUCUGUUGGGGUGCGUGGGCAUAUGCCUGGUUCCGUUGCCCAUCAUUUUCUACCUCAAAGGCGCAAAGAUCAGAGAGCGCAGUAGUUUUGCUCCAACGUUCAGCACAGCGAACGAAGCGCAUGCGCCUGUGGGGUCGGAAGUGGAUGAGGAGAAGGAUCUCUGA